AACUGCUAACUUUACACAAAGAUCCUAUACAAUGGAUUUAUAUAUAAAAGAAGUUUACUCGUCAUAUCUAUAAAAAAAAGUAUAUAAUCAUCACAUUAAACUACUUUAUUCUGUAAAAAUUUUGUAUACACCGAAUAUUUUUCAAAAUUUAUUGGUAGGCAUUGGAUCUUCACAUAGCUGAUGUGUCAAAAUCAGGGACACUCCGAACAAUCUCUUCUCCUCUUUCUGCCCUCCCCCUCGCCCAGCAAUUAUCUAAAGGGUUUGCCAUUUUUUUUUUCUCUCUCUCUCUCUCUCUGCCAAAUUUCCCAAUUAUUCGGCUACGCCAACCAAUUUGGUUAGAGUCAGAAGAAGAUGUUGAGGGUUGCAGCAAGGAGGCUGUCUUCUCUGUCUCCGUCGUCGUCAUGGAGGCCCAACCAGGCGGCCUCGGUCCUACUUCCCCGUGAUUUAUUCUUUAACGGCGGUUAUUCCUCGUCGUCUGAUCAGCCCAGAUCUGACGGCUUCGUCUACGCCCCCUUUUUCUCCAGACCUGGCUUAUUUCACAUCCCCUUCAGAGGUUUUGCUUCCGAGUCUCUCACCCCAACAAAGGAAAACAGCAUAGUCCUGGACGUUCCUGCAACUGUGGCAGCUGUUAAGAACCCUACUUCAAAGAUAGUUUAUGAUGAGUACAACCAUGAACGUUUCCCUCCAGGCGACCCCAGCAAGCGGGCAUUUGCCUAUUUUGUUCUGACUGGUGGUAGGUUUGUUUAUGCCUCACUGAUUCGCCUCCUUAUCCUCAAGUUUGUGUUGAGCAUGUCAGCCAGUAAGGAUGUUCUUGCAAUGGCCUCGCUUGAGGUUGAUCUCUCUAGUAUUGAGCCGGGCUCUACUGUGACUGUUAAGUGGCGUGGAAAGCCAGUCUUCAUCAGGCGUCGAACUGAGGAUGAUAUAAAGCUGGCAAAUAGUGUUGAUGUUGGAUCUCUUCGAGACCCACAACCGGACUCAGAGAGGGUUAAGAAUCCUGAAUGGCUUAUCGUCGUUGGAGUCUGCACACAUCUGGGUUGCAUUCCCUUGCCAAAUGCCGGUGACUUUGGUGGAUGGUUCUGCCCAUGCCAUGGUUCCCAUUAUGACAUCUCUGGCAGGAUUCGUAAGGGGCCAGCACCAUACAAUUUGGAGGUCCCAACGUACACCUUUUUGGAAGAGAACAAGUUAAUGAUUGGUUGAGAAUCGUGGCUUGCUUUCUAGCAAAAUAUAGUUAUAUGUGAUCCCAACUUUAUUUGAUUUGAGCAGAUACUACUGAAGAUUUCUUGCAGACGUCUUUGAUUUCAGCCUCUUCCCCUCCAUGGGCAUGAUUAGAAAUGAUUUUGUAACUUGGAUAUUGUAAACUGCUACUGUUGGUGUUUCUCUGGAUUUCUUAAUAAGUUGCCUGGCCUUUGCUGAGCUUGGAUGAUUUUGACA
This is a messenger RNA of Juglans microcarpa x Juglans regia, 1431 nucleotides long. Its product is annotated as cytochrome b-c1 complex subunit Rieske-4, mitochondrial-like. Lineage: Eukaryota; Viridiplantae; Streptophyta; Magnoliopsida; Fagales; Juglandaceae. Gene Ontology annotation, cellular component: membrane. Gene Ontology annotation, molecular function: 2 iron, 2 sulfur cluster binding; quinol-cytochrome-c reductase activity. Gene Ontology annotation, biological process: mitochondrial electron transport, ubiquinol to cytochrome c. The record is from RefSeq and is a predicted model, not a curated record. The coding region runs from base 352 to 1197 and encodes 281 amino acids. The transcript has 2 exons.